CGGCAUGGCGGCGGAGGCGCGCGCCUGAGCAAGGGGACGCCGAUCACCGCUCCCUCCCUCCCCCUCCCUUCCCGGUCGUCAGGCCUCGGCGCGGCCUACGCGGUUCUUUUCCGCUCGCCUCUUCCCUCCCCCUUUUCCCUCUCCUUCCCCGAGCCCGGCCAUGGUGGAGCCUUCGUCCGCCCGACGUCCGGUGCCUCUCAUCGAGUCCGAGCUGUACUUCCUCAUCGCCCGGUACCUAUCGGCCGGCCCGUGUCGCCGAGCGGCCCAGGUGCUGGUGCAGGAGCUGGAACAGUACCAGCUGCUGCCGAAGAGGUUGGACUGGGAGGGCAACGAGCACAACAGGAGCUACGAGGAAUUGGUCUUGUCCAAUAAGCAUGUGGCUCCUGAUCAUCUAUUGCAAAUCUGCCAGCGCAUCGGCCCUAUGCUGGACAAGGAGGUCCCACCCAGUAUUUCAAGAGUCACUUCUUUGCUUGGUGCAGGAAGGCAGUCUUUGCUACGUACAGCAAAAGACUGCAGGCACACAGUGUGGAAGGGCUCUGCCUUUGCUGCUCUUCACAGAGGAAGACCUCCUGAAAUGCCCGUGAAUUAUGGUUCCCCACCAAAUGUUGUGGAGGUACAUCGAGGAAAACAACUCACAGGGUGUUCCAAUUUUAGCGCAGCAUUUCCAGGAACUAUGUAUCAGCAUAUAAAAAUGCACAGAAGGAUUCUCGGUCACCUGUCUGCUGUGUACUGUGUAGCAUUCGAUAGGACAGGACAUAGGAUCUUUACAGGUUCAGAUGAUUGCUUGGUAAAGAUUUGGUCAACCCAUAAUGGCCGCCUACUAUCCACGUUAAGAGGCCAUUCUGCAGAAAUCUCCGACAUGGCAGUGAACUAUGAGAACACGAUGAUCGCGGCAGGGAGCUGCGACAAAAUCAUCAGAGUGUGGUGCUUGAGGACGUGCGCCCCAGUUGCCGUGCUGCAAGGACACGCUGGGUCAAUUACGUCUUUACAGUUUAGCCCAAUGGCUAAAGGCCCUCAAAGAUACAUGGUUUCCACUGGUGCUGAUGGGACAGUUUGCUUUUGGCAGUGGGAUUUAGAAUCUCUGAAAUUUAGUCCACGCCCCCUGAAGUUCACUGAAAAGCCUCGGCCAGGAGUUCAGAUGCUGUGCUCUUCCUUCAGUGUUGGUGGUAUGUUUUUAGCAACAGGCAGUACCGAUCAUGUAAUCAGAAUGUACUUCUUGGGUUUUGAAGCACCUGAAAAAAUUGCAGAACUUGAGAGCCAUACUGACAAAGUAGAUAGUAUCCAAUUUUGUAACAAUGGUGACCGGUUCCUAAGUGGCAGCAGAGAUGGGACAGCACGGAUUUGGAGAUUUGAGCAGUUAGAGUGGAGAAGCAUUUUAUUGGAUAUGGCUACUAAAAUCUCAGGAGACUUAUCUUCAGAGGAGGAAAGGUUUAUGAAACCCAAAGUAACAAUGAUAGCUUGGAAUCAGAAUGAUAGCAUUGUUGUCACUGCUGUGAAUGAUCACGUGCUCAAAGUGUGGAAUUCUCAUACUGGACAGCUGCUUCACAAUUUGCUGGGUCAUGCUGAUGAAGUGUUUGUUUUGGAGACACAUCCCUUUGAUUCCAGAAUUAUGUUAUCUGCAGGACAUGAUGGCAGCAUAUUUAUAUGGGAUAUUACAAAAGGCACCAAGGUGAAACAUUAUUUUAAUAUGAUUGAAGGACAAGGACAUGGAGCUGUGUUUGACUGUAAGUUUUCACAGGAUGGACAACAUUUUGCCUGUACAGAUUCUCAUGGGCACCUUCUGAUAUUUGGUUUUGGAUGCAGCAAACCAUAUGAAAAGAUUCCUGAUCAGAUGUUUUUUCAUACUGACUAUCGACCACUGAUCAGAGACUCUAAUAAUUACGUCUUAGAUGAGCAAACUCAGCAAGCACCUCAUCUAAUGCCUCCACCAUUUCUGGUAGAUGUAGAUGGAAACCCUCAUCCAACCAAGUAUCAGAGAUUAGUGCCAGGUCGAGAAAAUUCUGCAGAUGAACAUUUAGUGCCACAGCUAGGCUAUGUGGCCACAAGUGAUGGGGAGGUAAUUGAACAAAUUAUAAGCCUGCAAAGCAAUGAUAAUGAUGAAGCAAGUCCAGAAUCCAAUAUUCUUGAUGGAAUGAUAAGACAAUUGCAGCAGGAACAAGAUCAAAGAAUGGCAGCAGAUCAGGACAUGAGUUCAAGCAGACAUCCCAAUGGGGAAGAAACACCCCGAAGAGGUUUUAGAAGAGUAAGUUUAGACAUUCAUUCCCCUCCAAAUAUUGGCCUGCGUCGCAGUGGGCAAGUGGAAGGUGUUCGGCAGAUGCAUCAAAAUGCUCCACGGAGCCAGAUUGCCACAGAACGUGACCUGCAGGCGUGGAGACGAAGAGUGGUUGUUCCAGAGGUGCCACUAGGCAUAUUUAGGAACUUGGAGGCCUUUCGAAUAGAGAAAGGUGAAGAGGAAAGAAAUCUCUAUGUAAUAGGAAGAAAAAGGAAGACUCUUCAGCUCUCACAAAAGUCAGAACCUAAGGUUUUGGUGUCACAGUCUAGACAAAGGACUUGUAGGCGUAAAUAUCCAACUUACAAUAGAAGAAAUACAGAUCAACAUGAGUUAUCUUCUGGAAAUGAAUCUUCAGAUUCUGUAAGACAUGAGACUUCCUGUGAUCCCAGUGAAGGUUCCUGCUCUUCAGAAGAUGAUGAAUGGAAAAGUGACAGAAAAAGUGAGAGUUACAGUGAAAGCUCAAGUGACUCUUCAUCUAGAUACUCAGAUUGGACAGCUGAUGCAGGGAUCAACUUGCAGCCACCUUUACGAAUGUCAUGUCGCCGACGAAUUACCCGAUUCUGCAGUAGCUCAGAGGAUGAAAUGUCUACAGAGAAUUUAUCUCCUCCAAAAAGAAGAUGGAAGAGAAAAAAAGAAAGUAAGCCUAAAAAGGAGAAUUUGCAAAGGAUGACUUCAGCAGAGCUUGUGAAUAUGGAACAUUUAUAUGAGUUUCAUCCUCCCGUUUGGAUAACAGACACCACACUUCGAAAGUCUCCUUUUGUCCCUCAGAUGGGAGAUGAGGUCAUCUAUUUCCGACAGGGUCAUGAAGCUUAUAUUGAGGCUGUCAGAAGAAAUAAUAUUUAUGAACUGAACCCUAACAAGGAACCAUGGAGAAAACUGGUUCUUAGGGAUCAAGAGUUGGUCAAAAUAGUUGGAAUAAGAUAUGAAGUUGGGCCACCUACACUCUGUUGCCUCAAACUGGCAUUUAUAGAUCCUGCAACUGGAAGACUUACUGACAAAUCUUUCUCUAUUAGAUAUCAUGAUAUGCCAGAUGUUAUUGACUUUCUUGUGUUACGUCAGUUUUAUGAUGAAGCAAGACAGAGGAAUUGGCAGUCUUGUGACAGAUUCCGGUCUAUUAUUGAUGAUGCUUGGUGGUUUGGAACUGUGUUAAAUCAAGAACCAUAUCAGUCACAGUAUCCUGACAGUCACUUCCAGUGUUACAUUGUUAGGUGGGACAACACUGAGAUUGAAAAACUUAGUCCAUGGGACAUGGAACCAAUUCCUGACAAUGUUGAUCCACCUGAGGAGUUAGGAGCCAGUAUUUCUGUCACAUCAGAAGAGCUAGAGAAAUUGCUCUACAAACCACAAGAUGGUGAAUGGGGUCAGAGGUCCAGAGAUGAAGAAUGUGACCGUAUUGUCAGUGGUAUAGAUCAACUUCUAAAUUUUGAUAUUGCAGCAGCUUUUGCAGGCCCGGUUGAUCUGUGCACAUACCCGAAGUAUUGUACUGUAGUGGCUUAUCCAACUGACCUGUACACUAUUCGAAUGAGGCUUGUCAAUCGAUUUUACAGGAGGCUGUCUGCAUUAAUUUGGGAAGUCCGAUACAUAGAAUAUAAUGCCAGAACAUUUAAUGAACCUGAAAGUGUAAUUGCAAGAUCAGCUAAGAAGAUAACUGACCACCUCCUAAAGUUUAUUAAGAAUCAAGAUUGCACAAAUAUCUCAGAACUGUCUAAUACAUCUGAAAAUGAGGAGCAAAAUGCCGAGGAUUUGGAUGAUAGUGAUCUUCCUAAAACAUCUUCUGGAAGAAGGAGAGUCUGUGAUUGGACAAAAAGAAGCAGCAAAGCUACCAACCUUGUGGAAAGCAACUGGAAGAAGCAGUGUAAGGAACUAGUGGACUUAAUUUUUCAGUGUGAAGAUUCUGAGCCAUUUAGACAACCUGUUGAUUUAGUUGAAUAUCCAGACUACAGAGAUAUUAUAGACACCCCAAUGGACUUUGGAACAGUAAGGGAGACUCUGGAAGCAGGGAAUUAUGACAGCCCUUUGGAGUUCUGCAAAGACAUCAGAUUGAUAUUUAGCAAUGCAAAAGCUUAUACCCCCAACAAAAGAUCAAAGAUUUACAGUAUGACGUUGAGACUGUCUGCCUUAUUUGAAGAAAAAAUGAAGAAAAUCUCUUCUGAUUUUAAAAUUGGUCAAAAAUUCAAUGAAAAACUUCGACGAAGCCAGAGAUGCAAGCAAAAGCAAAAUUGUAAUGGUAACAUUCAGGCUAACCAAAGCAUAAGAACUAUCAAGCAGAUGCGAUUAAAAUCUCGAAGCAAGGUCAUUCCCGAGUUGCUGUGUUCUCCUACCCAGUCUACCUCAAGUCUGGCAGCCUGUUCUGCAAUCCACAGAACACGUACUGGCAUUUCUUCAGCUCUCACUUCUGGCGACUCUUCAGAUUCAGCAGGCUCAUUGGAAACAACGCCAAGAAACAGAACUUUAAUUCUAAGCAAUGGGUCUGUGCUAUCUGAAAGUGAAAUGGAAGAUUCCUUAUCUACCUCUUCAUCUUCUUCACCUUCAGAUAGUUCUGAAGAAAGCAAAGAAAGUUCAAGGGGUCGUGGGUCCUCUUUGCGUAGUGGUCUCUUCAGAAGCAGUAAUUUUAGGAUUACCAGAACUAGAGCUGCUCAAAGAAAACCUGGUUCUGAUUCUUUAGAAAAUGGGUGUGGCAGAAAAGCUACUCGAAAGAGAGCCUAUUUAAGUGAUUCUGAUACCAAUUCCUUAAAAACAGAAGAAAUUCUAAAAGCCAGAGCAGGAAAUAACCGUAAAGUCCUGCGGAAAUGUGCUGCUGUAGCUGCCAAUAAAAUCAAGCUGAUGAGCGAUGCUGAGGGCAAUUCUAGCUCUGAAAGCGCAUGCUCUGCUCGGAAGCUGCCUCACCGCAAUGCAUCUGCUGUAGCCAGGAAAAAGCUGUUGCACAAUUCUGAGGACGACCAGAGUCUCAAGUCAGAAACUGGAGAAGACCUGAAAGGUGAAGGCCUAAGUCCGUUACUGUCUCAUGCUCACGCUGCCCAGAGCACUGUCAGGGUGUCUGAAGACACAGAUUCCGAAUCAGACAGUGAUUUAAUGCCUGCCCGGAAAAAUUGGCAUGCUAAUGGUGUUACAUCCCAUCAUCCAGUCACUUGUAAAACAAAAUCUCUUAAGCUAGAGUCAUCUGAGGAAGAUUCUAAAAGUCCUGAUUCAGAUAAUGGGCAGAACAAAACUGCUGGCCCCUCCACAUCUGGGCAGAAGCUUGAGGCAGAGAGCCUGUCAGAGGAAGCAGACUCUGAACCAGAAAACAGUACAUUUCGCAAGAAUGCAACCUUCUUUAAGAAAGCUAAGAUCUUAAGUGAUUCUGAAGACUAUGAUGAACCAGACACAAAAGAUGGUAAAUGUGACAAAAUGGAAGCAAGCCCUCUUUCUGGAAAUUUGAAGUGUGAGCCCGUUGCUGUUCCUCAGGGUUUCUCGGAUCAAGGAUCUGAAACUGAUUUGGAUUCAGAUGAUGGCAUAACCAAAGAAAAACCACCCAGCGUCAUGAAUGAUUCUGCAUUACAAGACAGUGGACAAAACAAAAAACCUCCCAGGAAGAGGGUAUGUUCCAGUGACUCAGAAAGUAAUUUAAAUGUGAUUAAGAGAUCAUCAAAAGCCAAAACAGGUCUCCUGAGGCACACUCGAAGCAGGGCGGACGUGGCUGCCAAUAAAAUAAAGCUCACGAGUGAUGGGGAAGAUGAGAGUUCAGCGAGAGUAUGCACUAGAAGCAGAAGUAGAGGGACCAAGGCCCUCCGUUUGGUUUGUCCUGCUGCGAAAACGGCACGGAAUGAUGGUGCUAAACAUGCCAGCUGUGAUACGCCAAAUGAGCAGCAGGCUUGCUCAGGCCAGCCACCAGAACCUGACUCAGAAGGAAGCUCAAGACACACUAGUCAGUCAAAUGAAGACUCAGAUUCUGAAAGCAUUUCAAAUUUAGAAUGCAAGCAUAGGCUCUCUGAUAGUCACUACACAAAUGUACCUUCAAAAGCAAAAAGUUUCUCUCCUGGGUUUUCAGAAGAUUCCAAAAGCCAUGUUUCAGGGAGUGAGAUUAGUAGUAGCUUUUCUUCUGAGUCAACUUCAGUGCAAAAAGCUACUGUAGAGCCUAACUUUGAAGAACUGAAUUACGGUUUACGUAGGUGGAAUGUCAAAAGACUCAAAACAUAUGCCAAGGCUCCUUUUAGUAAGACGAAAGUGAUUCAUGAUCUACAGGCAACAGCAGAGGUGGAAAUGAAAAGGAAAAGGUUGUGUCCUGAGUUAGAAAACGUGCAGGCAUCUGAAGCAGCUGGGAGCUCACAGUGUGGACCCAACUCCAGUCCCCAGCCAUCAGAUUUGGGAUCGGGAACUGAAUCAGAUAACAGCGGUACUAACAAUACAAAAACCCAAAGGAGGAAAACGAAAGGAAAAACAAAAGUAGUUAGAAAAGGUAAAACUAUUACAACUAACAUAUCUAAAAAUGUGGGACGUCCAAGACAAAGCAAACGUCCUAGGUUAAAUGUGGAUGAUAAUGACUGGGAGGAAUUGGACUAUGCAAAGUCUAAAGGAGUUCUUCGACGGUCAAAAAUAAAAACAAGAAAUCAGGGUAGAAGGACCGUGAGAUACCAUGAUGGGGAUGAUGACAGAAGCAUAGAAAAUGGGUUAGAGUUCAAUGAGUGCACCUUAUGACCUUGAGGAAAGCCAGUUCAUUUAAGUAGGAAAUGGACUGCAAUUUAUGGUGAAAGGUGGCCAAUGAAAUUAUUUUUUGUCUUACAAUUCAGGGAAUAUAUUUAUAUUUUUCUAUGAAAAGUUAUGAAUGUGACUAAAUCAUGACUGUUAUUUUUAUUUGCACUUGCUGGUUUUUGUAGCAGCAUUCAGCAUAGGUGCCAAAUAUGCUUCGUUUUGGGGGCAGAUGUACUUUUGACAGUAUUUGACUACAUAAAGUAAGAGUUUAAGAUGUGCUAAACACUAGACAUUGUGGUUAUCCAACCAGUGAGCAUUACUUUCAUAGUAGCAAGUGUCCAGAGGUGGUAGCUUCUGUAGAAUCCCUGCCAUAUAGAAAGAGCAGUUUCACGUAACCUAUGUUUACAGAUUCAUCAUAUUUUGUGCAUACUGACAUAAUCAUGGGAAGUGUAACCAUGGUUAGUAGGCAAGGUACCUACCACUCUUUUUUAAGCCCUUUCCCUGAAGACUUGAGUAGAAUACGUUAUACAUUUGGUUAUUUUCACUGAAAUGGUUUAAUUUUCUUUCUAAAUGCUGUUGGGCCUCUUCUUUUUGAAGAAAACAUCAUUUUCAUUUUUAUAAACUUGAAUUUAUAAAGUGCUGAUAAAUUAUUUUUAAUGUUUUGAGUGCAUAUUUUAAAGUAAAGAGUAUAGUUGUAUUAUUUUCUUUAAAUUGUGCACUAAGAAAAUGUUACAACACAUAAUGUGUCUUGUCCACUAUCUCCUACUUUUCAUUGUAAGGGAUUCACUAAAAUCCUACUUUAUAAUCUUCCUCUGAAAUAGAGAGGUUUGUGUGCCUUAGAUUUAGGUAGUGUGUUCUUUAAUACGUGUGCAGGGCUGAGAGUAUUUAAGUUAUAUGUAGAGUUCCCUUUGUAGGAAAAUUGUAGAGUUGAAUUAAGAGUGCAAUUGCAAAUCUAUGUAGAAAAAUAGUUAAAACAUUCUCAAUCUCUGAGCUCACUGCUACCAGGUGAAAUCUUAAGCAUUCUUUGCUCGACAAGUGUACCUUUUUACCAGUGAUCUCUAAUCUAAGAAACUACUGUGUUCUGUGGGAAAUAAUUUUGACAUCCAUUUGGAAAACUACCAUGUCAUCCCAGAUACCAUAGAAACUUAUUUUCUAGUCAAA
Jaculus jaculus (lesser Egyptian jerboa) is the source of this 8101-nucleotide messenger RNA. RefSeq names its product bromodomain and WD repeat domain containing 1 (gene Brwd1). Gene Ontology annotation, biological process: cytoskeleton organization; regulation of cell shape; regulation of transcription by RNA polymerase II. Gene Ontology annotation, molecular function: protein binding. Gene Ontology annotation, cellular component: nucleus. The transcript has 41 exons. The record is from RefSeq and is a predicted model, not a curated record. Bases 161 to 6946 code for a protein of 2261 amino acids. Lineage: Eukaryota; Metazoa; Chordata; Mammalia; Rodentia; Dipodidae.